Pseudo-nitzschia multistriata is the source of this 3890-nucleotide messenger RNA. The record is from the annotation of a GenBank genome assembly. NCBI's taxonomy places the organism in Eukaryota, Bacillariophyta, Bacillariophyceae, Bacillariales, Bacillariaceae.
ACACCGGUCYGGUGCCGGCAACUUGCAUACCGUACGGUAGUACCUUUUCUUCCGUUCUUGUCAUCCAACCUGCAAAACAACCGGGAGCACACAAUACCACUCGCACGUACCGUAGCAAAGCCAACCAUUGCCUMUUGCGUCGUCUUCCCCGGACGGUCUCGCCAAACAUCUCUCUCCACAAAGAACGCAGCACCUCGUUGCAUCGAAAGCGACAGCUACAGCCACAGCCACAUCCAGAACUGGCAACAACAGCAAGUAGGAGCCACCCUGCCACGCCCGCAAUGUCGUCCAUCGCAGUGCCUUUCGCGAGAGAAUCCCGCCAGAAAAGCGGCGUCGGGACUACGUCGGGCUUCGACGUCAAUGUCAACGACGAAGUCGACGAGAGCAGCAGCAGCAACAACAACAACAACAACAGCAACAACAACAACAACAACAACAACGUCAUUACCCCCCAGCAACCCAAGAAGAAAGGCACGAGCAAAAAUCAGCGCGCCAGGAUGGUGGCAAACGUCCACACGUCCCUCGAUCGCCGCCUCUCGGUCGAGAAGAACGUCGUCGACGAGCUCCUCUUGGUCUGCGGKGUAAUCGGAACCACCACGACGGACGGAAACGAUCUGGUCCCCGUCACGGACUGCCUCAACUGGUUGCAGGACCUGCAGCGCGCCCUGCGGCGGGACGACGACCUCUACCGGCCGAUCUCCCUGCUGCUGGGCAAGUGGAAGAUCGUGGAGCAGAAGCUCCUCCCGCUCGUKGUGACCUGCCGGUACGACACGCCGAUCGUGCUGACCGUCCUCAAGAUACUGGUCAUACUGACCAAGCCGCCGGCGGGGAACACRCUGCGGGCCGGCCAGAUGAUCAUCGACACCUCUUCCCCCAAGUCGGACCCGGCCGUCGUGGCGCAGCAGAUCAAGCUGCGGGAAAACGCCCUGGCGCAGGCCGAGCAGCGGAUGGAAUACAAGCGGAUCGUGGCCUUUCACCCCUCCCACCACCAAAACACCAAGAAGGGCAGGAACCAACGGAAAAAGGGAACCGGCCUGCUCUCCGUCUUUGUCUCGCUGCUGGCGGAACCCCUUUCGAGAUCGGGGGCCUCCCGGACCGACGCAGACCACCUGACGAUCGAGCUGGUGCUGCAUCUGAUUCGAAACCUGCUCUCGGCGCAACCCAUCCUGAACAGUGAGUCGAAAAAUCACCUUUGCGGGCUUUGCAACRCGCAACGAUGUCUUUUGGUGUGCAGUGCGGCACSCGCCUCGCAGAAACAAUGCCCGCCACGGCGUAUCCCGAUGCAAUGUCACUCCACUCACCCCGCUCAUUUUGUGUUUGCAAACGUAUAYCACCCCAGCGUCUCCCGAAACCUCCCGAGGGGCCGCCCAGCUCCACCAGGACAUGAUCACCCUCUUUGAGCGAGAACUCGUUCUGGACAUCCUGCUCGUGCUGGGCCAAGAGAUGGAACUGAGGGAGAACGCCCAAUACAACCUCCUCGUGAUGGAAAUCCUGCACCACAUGGUCAAGGCGCAGGAUCCGACCGCAGUGGCGCGGUCGGCCCAGCAUUCUUCCGCACGCGGGGAAGGGGCCACCGACCGAAACGCAUCGAAUCGCACCGCAAGCCACCGCAUCGCCGGACCGCCCGGGAGCAGCGGCGGAAGAUUCGGUGCGUCCUCGUCCUCCUCGUCCUCGGCCCUGGCCUCCCGGCUGAGGGAAGAAAAGGCCCAGCAACGGUCUCUCAAGUCGGUCCGCCACGGCCACUUUUCCGGAACCUGGAUGCGCAAGCAGGCGGGUGGGAACCGCCGGUUCGUCGGCGCUGCUACGGUGAUGCAGGGCCCUGCCUCGUCGCAGAGCCGGGGCAUAGCCCGGAGAACGAACAAGCUGGCCGAGCCUUUUAUAGGAUCGGGCAAGACGCUCCUGGCGCACACCCGGUCUCCUGGUGGGACCGCCGGUGGAACGUCGGCGAAGCGUGCCCACCGGACCCUCCACGCCUUUUGCAAGCGGUUCCUCGCCGACUGCUACGGUCCCUUUAUGAAGUCGAUCAAGAACGAGUUUCGCCGGGAUUCCCAGCGGCUCGAAGAGAAGGACAAGGUUGUCUUUUUCAAGCUGGUGUGGUUCUUCUCCCAGUGGUCCAGGGCAGCGUCCUCCUCUCGCCGAGAAAGCAACGAAGACAACAAGGAGGCCAUUGGUCGCCUGAUCAUUACGAUGGACGUCUUUACGUUUAACUUAGUACUGACUUCUACAGAAACCUUUUAUCAGCAAAAGAAGUACACACGACUGGCCCAAGCGGUGGCCUUAUAUGCCGAAAUGAUGCAUCUGUUGCACAGCAUGUACACCUCUCGAGACAAAACCGAACACGAAAUGGCCAUGGGUCUCAUCGAUCGCCUCUUUUAUCACGGUCAGGAUGCCCUAGACCAGCUUCCAAAGUUACUGAGCCGGUGGACACCGGGGACGUAUACCCGCGAGUACCUUUGUGACCUGGUCGAAACCGCCCACGUAUCUCUGAAACUACUGGAGACCAACACCAAGAAGGGAAUCGAGUUUCUCGAGAACAAGAGCGCCACGACCGAAACCGCCGACAAGGUAAAAACUUCCCAGAAAAUUGCCAAAAUGAGAAAAGAUGCCGCUGAAUUUGACGUGAAAUCCUAUUUCGUUCGCAAGAUUGUUUCCAACCAGCUGGUUUCGAUGUACGGAUAUUUGCUAGACCAGUACAAGGUGAAUGCUGCCGUUGUGAACCACCGCAUCAUCACUAUGUUCACGAGGGUGAUGCGCCUCGAAAUUGCUAUCCCCGACGUCGCAGAUGCCGAAACAUUCGUAAGUCCGCUCGGGACCCGUCGGGUGACACUGGAGCCAAUGCUGUACAACCUUCAACUUAUUCUUGUCAUGGAACGCAUCCUAAACGAUGCCUCGAUCCAAAAAGAYAAGGGGUUCGAGUCGGUGAUCACCUUUUGCACCGGUCUUAUGUACAAGUUCUUUUGUGCGGCGGAUCAAAAUUCGAUGCUUUAUGUAGAGUGCCUGUUUCAACAUGCUUCACCCCAUCGGUUCUGUGAAUCCGUGACCAAUUUUUACAUCAACGACGAGCUUCGAAUGAUGGCAGAGAGGCAGAGUCUUCGGGAAGAUCAGCUCAGAGAAGAAGCAGAUGACGGAGAAAACCGAGCGCUCCGUGGUGGUCCAGAGGACGGGGACGACGACGACGACGACGACGACGACGACGACGACGACGACGAAGCGGAGCACGAAUUUACCGGAGACACAGUUUCUCAGCUCCCAUCCGCCGAUGAGAAGGACGCAGGUGACAAAAAAGAAACUCUAGACGAAAGAAGAAUCGAAGGCAAUAAACGACUAGAAACUGAAGACGGCAUGAUUGAGGUUGAACUACCUGAGUCUUCAGKGGCAACGAAAAAGCGAGACAGAGAAUUUGAAGACGAUACCUCGGAUGACGAGGGGAUAUUUGCAUCUGCAGUAGAAACUAAAUCUACAACUAAGAGAAGAAAAAACGUGCUAGACGAUGAUAGCUCGGAUGACGAAAGCAAUGCAAACGAAAAUUGAUGGCAGAAAAUUAUGCUAAAUCCAAAGCCAAUGCUUGAGUAAUAGUAAUCCAAUACAUGCGAAUCCCAUCCUCAUUUGAGUGCUAGCUUCGACAUAYGUGUUGUGUUCGUUGCAAUUUGGUUGACCAACUCUGCAGUAGAACAUUCAAACAACUGCCACAGAGAAUAUGUGCGCAUUGAACUGUUUUCUCGUCUCAUCUUUCAGUUGCUCUGUCGGUAUUCUCGUUUUUCAGUUUUUCAUCAGAUCCAGAAUUUUCCUUGCUCGCUUAUAUUGUCUCCUCUUUUCGUGAUCAUUCAAUUUUUUCCACAUUGCCUCUUCGUAUUCGAGCUCUGCAUCCCCAGUAAAGACGACUGCCGCCC